This is a messenger RNA of Aspergillus welwitschiae, 1672 nucleotides long. RefSeq names its product maltose permease. The transcript is spliced from 2 exons. The record is from RefSeq and is a predicted model, not a curated record. Gene Ontology annotation, biological process: transmembrane transport; carbohydrate transport. Gene Ontology annotation, molecular function: carbohydrate:proton symporter activity. Gene Ontology annotation, cellular component: membrane. The coding region runs from base 68 to 1672 and encodes 534 amino acids. NCBI's taxonomy places the organism in Eukaryota, Fungi, Ascomycota, Eurotiomycetes, Eurotiales, Aspergillaceae.
GUGACCGAUUCCCUUAGCGAGAAACCUGGUUUGAUUCUUUUAUUGUAUCGUUGAUUCUAAUCUAGUCAUGUCUUUAGAGGGAGAUAGAAAAAAUUUAGGGGCUCCGGAUGAUGAGGUCGUCAAACAGUUACCUAGUAACGUUGAAGAGACUGGGAUUGAACAGACCAAUGAUGCAGAAAGGUCCCUGGCUCACGCCAGAUUCGAGCAUAGCCUAGGAUUCUGGAAGGCGUGUCAGUUCUACCGUCCAGCCCUGUUCUGGUCUUGCUUCGUCAACCUAGCAGUCAUUCUGUGUGGCUUUGAUGGCGCCUUGAUUGGGAGUCUGGUGGGGUUGACCCCAUUUGUUCGCACAUAUGGCAGAUGGGUGGACGGGCAAUAUGCGGUUGCUCCCUCUUGGCUAUCUGCCUUCAAUUAUGCGUCAUACGUGGGCAGUGUGCCUGGCUCGCUGGUGGCAGGCAUCGCCUACGACAAGUAUGGUCCGCGCAUGACCCUCGCUGCGGCUUCGAUCGGCUCGAUCGGGUCCAUCUUCUUUCAAUUCUUUAGUGAAGGCCCAGCUCUUCUCUUCGUUGGCGAGCUACUUAACGGAUUCAUCACAGGUGUCUACCCUGUCCUCGCCAAUGCUUAUGUUAGUGAAGUUGCACCUGUUGCUGCUCGCGGUGUCCUUGCUGCCGUCAUAAACCUGUCCUAUGUCAUUGGUCAACUAGUGGCAUCAGGACUGCUCAAGGGCACCAGUACGAUGGAUAGCAAGUGGGCCUAUAAGAUCCCAUUCGCCUCACAAUGGGCUCUACCUGUCUUCAUCCUUUCGCUCAUAUACUUCUGCCCAACUCCUCCAUACUGGCUCUGCAAGAAAGGCCGACCAGAGCAAGCGCGGAAAUCCAUUCAGCGUCUGACGACAUCCGCAGUUGAUGUGGACGCGUACCUCGCUCACAUCCAAGAGACACUCCGCUUAGAGGAAAGCUCUAGGACCAAGGCCAGCAUUACCGACUGCUUUCGCGGUACAAACCUACGGCGCACUAUUAUCUCCUGUCAGGCUUUCAACAUCCAAGCCCUCUGUGGUAAUAUCUUAUUCAUAAACUAUGCCGUUUACUUCUUUGAAAUUGCUGGUCUAGAUACGUCGGACGCUUUCUCAAUGAACGUGGGCCUGACAUGCAUGGGCUUCGUUGGGACGCUAGCCUCCUACAUUCUCAUCUCAUACGCCGGUCGGCGUACCAUCUAUCUGUGGGGCUCUACCGUGAUCGCCUUGCUACUCCUUCUCGUCGGGAUUUUGGCUGCAGUGCCCCAACACAAUUCAGGGCCUGCAUGGGCCAUGUCCGCCCUCAUGGUGAUAUGCAACCUCAUCUACGACAUGUCGGUGGGACCAUUGUGCUUCACCGUCAUGUCCGAGGUUUCUGCCGUUAACCUGAGAGGUGUCACUAUAGCCCUGUCCAAUGUCACUGUUGUGGUAUGGUCUGUCAUAUUUGCUGUCGCCAUUCCCUAUGCACUGGACACUACCGGCUCCAACUGGGGCGGCAAACUGGGAUUCCUAUUUGCUGGCAUCGGUGUCUUGGACACACUUUGGUGUUACUUCUUUCUGCCAGAGACUAAAGGCCGAACGUUUGAGGAGCUGGAUUUCAUGUUUCAGCAGAAGCUACCCACGCGUCAAUUUGGCAAGAAAUGUGUGGUUGUCGUAAACUGA